AGAAAAACAGGAUGCACUAGCAAGAGAAAUACAGAGGAGACAGUCUGGUAAAAUGAUCAUUAACACCAAGCAGAAGAUUGAGGAGACUGAGCUUAAGAAAAUUGCAGAACAACGACAACGAGAGAAGCGAGAAGAUAUGGAAGCAAGACGGAAAGUAAAAGAGGCAAUAGAACGUGACAAGGCAGAAAGAGCAGCAAAGAAGAACAAACCAGAUGUUUCUAAGACUGCUACAGCUCCACAACCUACACCUGCUGCAUCUGUGGAGAAAAAAUCCUACACUGAUUGUCAGCUUCAGAUUCGACUUCCGGGUGGAGAUACAUUAAACCACACCUUCUCAGCCAAGGAGCCACUGGCAGCAGUACGUUUGUAUAUCCAGAUGAACAAGCCAGAAACUGGAGCUUUCAAUUUACGCCAGAAUUUUCCACCUAAAGUCUAUCAACAAGAGGAUUAUGAAAAACCUUUAGACCAAUUAGGACUAGUACCAAGAGCGAAUCUACUUGUAGUGAAGAAGUGAAUCUGUGAUAUAUAAUGUACCAGUAUGAACCUAUACAUUUCCAUGUCGGCUGCCAUUGAAGAAAUAGUUGAUGCAUUAAGUGCUAGGGACUCCUUCAUUGUGUGGAAGAUGUCCGUCUGUUACUUUCCAUGAAAGAUGUUUUAAAUUUGUAUUACAUUGUACAUGCACAAUGAAUUUCAGCUCGAAAGAUAUUUGUCACAGAUAUACUCUUAGUAGUGCCAAUUGUCUGUACUUUUAUUAUGAUGAAUUCACAACUAUAAUUAACUUACAACAUAAUGAUGCAUUCGUAUAUGCCUGAUAGGUAUGUGUUUAUUGACUGACAACAUAAUGAUGCAUUCGUAUAUGCCUGAUAGGUAUGUGUUUAUUGACUGUUCAGGGAAGAAUCUUCCUUCAUCUGUGUGCAUGUCUCAUGUGUUUUGCUGUGAUUGUAACCAUUGUAUUCAAGUGAAAAUGUUUUAUUUGAUUACAUGUAUUUAUAAAAUGCAUCUUUCUUGAAAGUAAUUGUAUGCCUUACACAUUUCCGAAAUAAUAAAAAAUCUACAGAUUUUUUGUAGCUGAAA
Messenger RNA from Pecten maximus, 1074 nucleotides. RefSeq names its product UBX domain-containing protein 1-like. The coding region runs from base 53 to 514 and encodes 153 amino acids. Gene Ontology annotation, molecular function: protein binding. The record is from RefSeq and is a predicted model, not a curated record. The transcript has 6 exons. Lineage: Eukaryota; Metazoa; Mollusca; Bivalvia; Pectinida; Pectinidae.